Macadamia integrifolia is the source of this 1962-nucleotide messenger RNA. Its product is annotated as serine hydroxymethyltransferase 3, chloroplastic-like. Lineage: Eukaryota; Viridiplantae; Streptophyta; Magnoliopsida; Proteales; Proteaceae. The record is from RefSeq and is a predicted model, not a curated record. Gene Ontology annotation, biological process: tetrahydrofolate interconversion; folic acid metabolic process; L-serine catabolic process. Gene Ontology annotation, molecular function: serine binding; glycine hydroxymethyltransferase activity; zinc ion binding. Gene Ontology annotation, cellular component: cytoplasm.
UUGAUUUUGUUUGGAAAGAUUGAUAAUAGUACUUGAAAAGCGGGGGAUUUGAUGUCAGGUUCUGCGUACUUGGAAAGAGAGGGAGUACAAGAAUAACGAGACUACGAGAGCCGCACCUUUUAGAGAGAUCUUUUCAUUUAUAUUACAGUCUAGAAGAUUUCCACAGAUUUCCACGGCUGUGUAAGGCAAUAACGCACUUGCCAUGUCCGUGACUCUUGUAGGGUUUUAGCUUCAGCUCUUCGCUUGGGCGUAAUCGGCGCUUGAGGCUUUUAACUCUUCCGCUAGGUGUUAAGGGAGAAGCAGAUUUAUAGGCACACAAAGUAAGGCUCAAAGGUCUACGACUCUGCCCUCAUCGUCCUCAAACCUCAAUUGCAAUCGCUCGAAAUUAACCGCUGCAACACUUGUGGCUGCUCACGUCGCCUCUGCUUCUCUCUCUCGUGAAAGUUCACGGUGCUGCAAUCAGCACUAUCGCUGCUUGUUGCUCAUUUCGCCGGCUUUAGGGACUGCAACGAGCACCUAGUCUCUCUCUUCUUGCAGCCGAUCUCGAUAACCUUCAAGCUUGUAUUUGAGACCCCAAAAGCCGUUUUGAGACCUCUGCCACCUUCGAGCUCCAUCUCUGCAACAUUCAAGCUCUCUCUUUGGUACUCCAGUUCUAAUUCUCUCUCUCCAUAAGAAGUGAGGAUGCAUGCAACUGGUACUGUUCACCAGCUCUCUUGGAGUAACGGCUAUUUGUCUUCGACCAAGGUGUCUACUGGGGGUGGAUUUCCAUGCCAAGUUAGAUUCAAUUCUUCCAGGCCUUGUAAAUCUUCCUGUAUUGAAGGAAGCUUGGUGACUGGGAAGCCCUCCUCUGAUCCGUCUGUCCCUGUGCCCCAUACUCGGGGUAGUUGGAGUACUUUUGUAGACUAUGCUCUCAGUGAAGCAGAUCCUGAAGUAUGCACAAUAAUUAAUAAGGAAAAGCAAAGGCAAUUCAAAAGUUUGGAGCUUAUUGCUUCAGAAAAUUUCACAUCCCAAGCUGUAAUGGAAGCAGUGGGAUCUUGCCUAACAAACAAAUAUUCUGAAGGACUGCCUGGUAAAAGAUACUAUGGUGGCAAUGAGUACAUUGAUGAGCUGGAGAGGCUCUGUCAGGAAAGGGCUUUGGCUACAUUUAAAUUAGAUCCAAAGAGGUGGGGUGUCAAUGUUCAACCUUUAUCAGGCUCUCCUGCUAAUUUUGAGGUUUACACUGGAAUUCUUAGUCCUCAUGAUCGAAUAAUGGGCUUGGACCUCCCACAUGGGGGGCACUUGUCUCAUGGGUUCAUGACUGCUAAAAGACGGGUCUCAGGCACAUCAAUUUAUUUUGAGUCCAUGCCAUACCGGCUUGACGAAUCUACAGGUCUUGUUGAUUAUGAGAUGCUCGAGAAAACAGCUACUCUUUUCCGGCCAAAGCUUAUCAUUACUGGUGCGAGUGCAUAUCCUCGGGAUUUUGAUUAUCCUCGUAUGAGAAAGAUAGCAGAUGCUGUUGGUGCUUUUCUUAUGAUGGACAUGGCUCACAUCAGUGGACUAGUUGCUGCUUCUGUGGUUGCUGACCCCUUUGAGUAUUGUGAUGUUGUAACUACGACAACACACAAGUCCUUGAGAGGUCCUAGAGGUGGUAUGAUCUUCUUCAAGAAGGACCCUGUUCUGGGAGUUGAUUUGGAAUCGACCAUCAACAAUGCUGUUUUCCCAGGCUUGCAGGGAGGUCCUCAUAACCACACAAUUGGGGGUCUGACUGUUUUGAAGCAUGCUCAGUCGCCAGAGUUCAAAGCUUAUCAGGCUCAGGUGAUAUCUAACUGUAAAGCUUUGGCUGGUCGAUUGAUUGAACAUGGGUACAAACUGGUUUCUGGUGGAAGUGAUAAUCAUCUUGUUCUGGUUGAUUUGAGGCCAAUGGUAAAAUGCUGGGUUUUACUCUCCAUAUUUGCAUUUCCAUUUUAAUAUUCAAAUAGAUCC